AUGGAUAGUCUACUAUUACAGCAACUAAAACAACUCAUUGCUAAUCAAGACAUCACUUCAAUAGCUCAACAACAACAACUACUGCAACAACAACAACAACAAUUGUCCCAACAUCUCACCACUAUUGCUCCUAGCUUCAAAUUUAUUCCUCAAACCUUAGUCAACUUUUGGUACAAGAGAACUCCACAACAAAGACAAACAUUAUUGUUGCAAAUCCUCAUUCCUACCACUCUUGUAUUAUACAUUCUACUACCCUCUUUACGCAGCAACCCACAAAUGUUUACUAAACGUCCUGAUAAACAUACUACUGGUUUAAUCAAUUUGAGAAAUGAUUGUUUUGCCAAUACUUCUUUACAAGCAUACUCCUCAUUACCUUCAUUGACAGAAUAUCUCAACAAAUUUAUCACCAGUUUUAAUCAACUUUCACAGUUUAUCGAAUUGCACAAGAUUAAUGUCGACGAGUUGAUCAACCUAAGAAUUCAACACCAUAAGUCUCUACAAAAUGAUAAAUUCAAGUCAUCAAACCAAAAGUUUGAUAUUCCAUUGCAUAUAGCAAUGGCUUCGAUGGUUAAAAAAUUACAAGAGACGCAAAUGACUUCAAAGACUAUAUCGGUUUGGACUUUUUUACAUGAAUUGGAGAAAAUUUUCCAUGCCAAAAUAUCUAGAAGCCAACACGAUGCUCAAGAAUUGACUCAAUUGAUUAAUGAAACUUUGGAAAAUGAAAAUAUUAAAUUGAAAAGUUUCCAUAAAUUCAUUACUUUACAUUUACAUCAAGUUGUUCCUAAGGGGGUACAACCAUCGCCUCAGGAUUAUACUAUUUUGGAACAAAUUUCGGUUCCGGAAUUCCCCUUUGAUGGGUUAAUCUUGAGUCAAAUGUCAUGUUUAACUUGUCAUGGAGUGUCCAAGCCAACAUUUACUCCAUUUGUUAUGUUGACUUUGCCGUUACCUAUGCAACCCCAAGUUAAAUUGGAAACAUUGUUGGAAGAAAAUGAAAGUGAAAAUAUUGAAGGAUAUCAAUGUAUCAAAUGCAGAUUGGACAAGAUUGUGGCUAAUGAACAAGCUUAUGCUGAACAGCACAAUGGCAAACCAAGACAAGUUUCACCACAAGAAGAACAGUUUUUACAACAAGUGACAGAUUUGGAUAAUAACCCACACUUGUGUAUCAAUGAAGACUUGCCCCCACCGUUGGAGGAUUAUAUUAAAUCUUACAAUGUGAAUGGAAUCGACAUUUCAAAAGUUACUUCAACCGUUUCGAAAAAAUCUCAUAUUCUUAAACCACCCAAAAUAUUUGGACUUCAUUUAUCACGAUCAGCAUUUGAUGGUCAUUCAGUGACUAGAAACUCUUGUCGAGUUGAAUUCAAAGACAGUAUGACUUUAUCAAUUGGGAAAGAAUAUCUGGACCGGUUGAAGCAUUUCCAGUCGAUUGUGCAAGAUGAUGAAGAAAAAUUAAUUACAAAGUUGACGUCAUCGGUGUUGACUAAUGAUGAAAAUGAUAUGGAAGAUGAAGAAGUUCAACGAGACGAUUUUGAAGAGAAGGGUCCUGCUGAUGAAGACGAAGAAGAAAUAUUGACGGAUGAUGGGAGAACCACCGAGAAUGGCACUACUGAGGAUGACGAUGAUGAUGAUGAUGAGGAGGACGAGGACGAAGAAGAAGAUACCUCCUCUGCAACCAGUUCCGCAUCGGCAGCUCAAACAAUGACUACCGCAACUACUUUGAAAACGGGUGAAACACCAAUUAUUGCUCAGCCAUCGAUAAAUUCGGCGCCAAUAUCAGAACAACAGACGGAAAAGUUGACACAACAUUUUAGAAAGUUUAAAUUCAAUGAUAACGACUUGUACAAGUAUCGAUUAAGGGCACUUAUCAAGCAUUUGGGUUCACAUACUCAGGGUCAUUAUGAAUGUUACAAACAUAAACCAUUGUUUGUUAAGGAUAAAGAUGGCAACAUUUUCAAAUUAUCGCCAGAGAUUAUGGAUUUAUCAGGCAAUAUUCAUUGUGAUGCCGCACCAGUCGAUUCGCAGCCACCACAGGAUGAUAGUAACAACAACACGAAUGCUGCAUCGUCAUCAACAUCCUCGUUCUCACUCGGCCGUAAAAGUUCAAUGAGAAAACUGAGUCGUUCAAUCAGUGGUGGCUCAGAUAAGGAUGAUGAUGGCUUGCGAUCAAAAUUUUCAAAUCUUAUGGGUAGACGUCCAUCGGUUAUACAAGCUAACCCGAGAAAUGUUGAAGAGAUUUUACAAUCUGGAUUACAAACUCCAGCCGAAAUCUUGGUCGAUGAUCCCAUGAAGAGCACCAAUAACAACAACAACAACAACUUUGAAAAUGCGUUUGCUCAACAUAAUUUAAAAGAGCAGCAACAACAACAGGGCCAUCCAUCGACUAAUGGACACCCCAAUAAUCGUCAACAUCCAUUAUCACAAGAAAUCAGCAACAAUGUCGCCAGUGGUGCAGCUGGUGGUGAUGCUGACGCUGGUGCAAAUACCAACAACCAAUCGCAACCGCAUAAGAAGGUCAAGAUGAAGAAAAUCAAUUCAUUAAUUACAAACCCGUAUUGGAGAAUCAGUGAUGGCCAAGUAAGUGAAGUUUCACGGGCAUCUGUAUUGGCCGAAGAGACCACGGCUUACAUCUUGUAUUAUGAACGAGUUGAUAGAAAGCAAAUCAAACGAUCACAUCGUAACUAG
Molecule: messenger RNA, 2679 nt
Organism: Lodderomyces margitis
Lineage: Eukaryota; Fungi; Ascomycota; Pichiomycetes; Serinales; Debaryomycetaceae
Product: putative ubiquitin-specific protease
Exons: 1
Coding region: 1-2679 (892 amino acids)
Biological process (GO): protein deubiquitination
Cellular component (GO): cytosol; nucleus
Molecular function (GO): cysteine-type endopeptidase activity; cysteine-type deubiquitinase activity
Source: RefSeq, a predicted model, not a curated record